Musca vetustissima is the source of this 1587-nucleotide messenger RNA. Its product is annotated as organic cation transporter 1-like. Gene Ontology annotation, biological process: transmembrane transport. Gene Ontology annotation, molecular function: transmembrane transporter activity. The record is from RefSeq and is a predicted model, not a curated record. Bases 1 to 1587 code for a protein of 528 amino acids. The transcript is spliced from 10 exons. Gene Ontology annotation, cellular component: membrane. NCBI's taxonomy places the organism in Eukaryota, Metazoa, Arthropoda, Insecta, Diptera, Muscidae.
AUGGCAGAUCGUCCCGCUGAUUUCGAGACAGCCAUUAAGGCCUGUGGUUUUGGCCGCUUUAAUAUUUUCCUACUGAUGGCUGGCUUGCCGGUUGUCCUGGCUGCAUGUUUUGCCAGUGCUGUAAUUUCAUACAUCCUACCCAGUGCAGAAUGUGAUCUAAAUUUGGAUUUAUUAGACAAAGGCAUCCUUAAUGCCAUUACAUAUUGCGGUAUGAUAAUAUCCGCCAUGGGCUGGGGCUAUUUGGCUGACAAAAAAGGCCGACGGAACCUAUUAAUCUGUGGACAUUUACUCGAUGUUAUUUGUGUUCUAUGCGCUGCAAUGAGUCAAAGUAGGACCCAGCUGAUGAUUGCCAAAUUUUUUAGUGGAAUUGUAAUGUGUGGCCCCUUCGCAAUUUUGGUAUCAUAUUUAUCCGAAUUCCAUGGUAGUCAUUUUCGUAUGCGUAUUAUGAUGAUUGUUGGUAUUAUGAUCUCCAUUGCCACUUUGACAAUGCCGCUGCUGGCCAUCGUGGUAUUACCGGCAGAUUGGAAUUUUCAAAUAUUCAACAUGAAUUUUGUUGCGUGGAAAGUGUAUUUGGCCGUAUGCGGAUUACCCAGUCUGCUAAGUAGCGUCAUAUUUGGUUUUUUCCCCGAAAGUCCACGUUUUCUUAUUUCACAAGGAAGAAAUACCGAAGCUCUGGAGGUCUUUAGGAAAAUGUAUGCAGCAAAUACAGGGAAAUCAAAGGAUACAUAUCCGAUUCAAGAAUUAAUCAAAGAAAUUAAACAAAAGGAUGAGGGAAGUUUGAAUAAAAUACAAGUGGCAACCAUAGAGGCCAAUACCAAGGACAUUUGCAAUGAAGGUAAUCCCGAAAUGGGCACAAAUAAUGUAAAAGAUGCCACUCUGAUGGAUAAACAACCAAAUAUAUUUAAGACAUUGUGUUCCAGACAAUAUUUGGGUUUGAGCAUUCAGGUUUGUCUGAUUGAAUUCUUUAUCAUGAUAGGACAAAACACCUUGCGUCUUUGGCUACCGCAAUUGUUUGCUUCCCUCAAUGAAUAUGAACAAAUUUCGAAUGAAUCGACCAGCAUGUGCACGAUUUUUGAGUACAGUGUCAAUAAAACGAAUCUAAUGAAAAAUUCCACAGAUGAAUGUGUUGUGAUUAUUACCCCUUCAUCCUACACGAAUAACAUCAUUGUGGGCUGUGUUGGUUUUAUUAUAUAUUUAGCAGCGGGAACACUCAUCACUGCCAUAGGAAAUAAGAGAAUACAGGUUAUUGGCCUAACAGUUGCUGGUAGCUGUGGCAUCGCCCUCUAUUGGUCGUCAACGUCACUGACAACAUUGAUACUAACAUCGACAUAUUCAGCAUUGGGCAGUAUGUCGGCAUCAUCAGCUAUUGGAUCUUCCGUCAAUUUAUUUCCGACUUCGUUGAGAACAAUGAUUGUGUCAUUGACCUUGAUGAUUGGUCGCAUUGGAUCGAUAGCUGGUAAUGUCGUAUUUCCCAUUUUUAUGUCAUUCGGCUGCAUCCCACCGAUUGCAAUGAUCGGCAUUGUCUUGUAUUUGGGCUGUUUAUUGUGUGCAUUUUUACCAAAUUCAAAUAAAGUGGAGCUUAAGUGA